Molecule: messenger RNA, 3031 nt
Organism: Amphiprion ocellaris (clown anemonefish)
Lineage: Eukaryota; Metazoa; Chordata; Actinopteri; Pomacentridae
Product: ras-related protein Rab-27B-like
Exons: 6
Coding region: 418-1074 (218 amino acids)
Biological process (GO): melanosome transport; positive regulation of exocytosis
Cellular component (GO): secretory granule; melanosome
Molecular function (GO): GTPase activity; GTP binding
Source: RefSeq, a predicted model, not a curated record
UUUAGUAAGGUGAUUUCACAUUGGAUCAAAAGUCAUUCAGCUUAACUUUAUUGUUUAUUUUUGUUUUGUUUUCUCAUUGUUUAGAGAAGCAGGGUUGCUUUGCUCAGCCUUUUAGAACUGGGGCCUGUUCCUUGGUUGAACAAUUUCCACUGAAAUCCACAAAUGUACACAUUAUUUGUUGAAUGGGGACUUUUUUUGUUUCUUUCUCAGCAGAAAACACAAGGUCUGUAAGCUCAGCCCCACUUGCAGGCCUGAAACUCCUCCCUAGAUCACGUGAGACGAGGGAAAGGUUCAGGUUAUACAAUGUGCCAUCGUAUCAGGAAAGUGCUUAUUUUAUUGAUUCAGGACGAGUGGAGCGACUUUUUAAUGGACGUUGGUGCUUCCUGCCGAUAGACUGGUUCAGCGCUCAGCUGCACUAUGGCUGACUGGGACUAUGACUAUCUGAUCAAGCUGCUGGCUCUGGGGGACUCGGGGGUUGGGAAGACCACCUUCCUCUACAGGUACACCGACAACAAGUUCAACCGCAAGUUCACCACCACAGUGGGCAUCGACUUCAGGGAAAAGAGAGUGGUGUACUCGGGGACGGGUGCUGAUGGGGCGACUGAGAAGAACUUCAGAGUCCACCUUCAGCUCUGGGACACAGCAGGACAAGAGAGGUUCCGCAGCCUGACUACAGCUUUCUUCCGAGACGCCAUGGGCUUCCUGUUGAUGUUCGACUUGACCAAUCAGCAAAGCUUCCUCAACGUCAGGAACUGGAUGAGUCAGCUGCAGGCCAAUGCGUACUGUGACAGUCCGGAUGUGGUGCUGGUGGGCACAAAGGCCGACCUCAAAGACAUGAGGGAUGUUCACGCCCGGCAGGCCAGAGAUCUGGCCGACAGAUACGGCAUCCCCUACUUUGAGACGAGUGCGGUGACAGGUGUGGAAGUGCACCAGGCGGUGACCACCCUGCUGGAACUGGUGAUGAGGAGGAUGGAGCAGAGUACAUACGGGGGCCACGGCUCCGAGCCCAACGGCAGCCCCCUCUCCAGCCACGAAGUGGAGAAGGCCGCUGCCACGAGGAGGUGCAUCUGCUGAUGGAACCACCAGCAGCCACUCUUUUAACUUUUGCCCCACGUAACAUUGCAGUUUCAGAUGCUUCUGUUUCCUGGAGGUUGACGAGGGUGCCUGCUAGGUGAGACAAAGUCCACUAAAACAUGAUCCAUUCGUGAGAUGUAAAGAGCUUUGGAAAUCUGGCCACUUCUACAGUACUAGAUACAGCAUGGAUGCUCCUUGUAAUGUUAGAUAUUCACAGUCUGUGCAUUGUUAUGUGAGAAACAGGAGCAGGGGUACAAGUCUUUGUUGAACGUGUUUAGUAACUGAAUGUGCAGCUGUGUGGAAAUGAAAAUUGUUGGCUCAUUUGACAUAUCUGAACAAGCAAACCUUUGAUUAUCUUUGAAAAAGUGUCUAUUAAAGGUAACAAAUGACAAAAAGAAUGAACAUUUUGUAGUUCUGUACAAUUUAAAUGAAGGAAAAAAAACAGAUCAGCCUCAUGAAAACAUUUAAUACACUUUCAGAUCCAUUAAAUUACUAUGAAGGUUUCUAGAUUAGAUGUCUUAGAUGUUCUCUUUGCUGUUAAAUGUGGUGGUGUCAUCAUGCAAAGUUCUAUAAAGCUCUCUAAAGCCUGCAGAAGAAAGGUUGUGGAUGUCUGUGAUCCCCAAAUAGUUUGAAACAAAUCAUUCUGUUGUAAGAAUAAUCACAAGUGUCGUGGCUUUAAAAAGACAACAGAAUUGUUCAAGCAAAUUCAACCUAAGACCAGACUGAUGCAAAAAGAUGCUUCCAAGACCCCUGAAAUUUCAUCACAGGAUCUGCAGAUAAAUGUUACAACCAUUGGUGUCAACGUGCUGCAUCUACAAUCAGAAAAUGAUUGCACAAAUUUGACCUUUGCCGUUUAAAGAGAAUAUUAGAACCAGACUACAUUUUGCCAGUGAUCAUACAGGCAAAUCCCAGGACUUUUGGAAUGAUCUGCCCUGGAAAGAUGAAUCAAAUACAGAGCUGUUUAGGGAUUGCUUCGCUGCCUUGGGUAUUGGGCAUCAUCGAUUCAACUCUGACUUAUAUAUCAUAUCAAAGAGUGAUUGAAAAUAAUGUAAAGCCGUCUGUCUGAAAGUUGCACUUAAACCUGUGGUUGUCCUUUCCUUUUCACCAGGAUAAUGAUCCUAAGCAAACUAUCAAAUCCCCCAAGGAAUGGCCCAAAUAGAAGAAAUUGAGGGUAAUAGCUUGACCUAGUUACAGCCAAGAUUUGAAUCCCAAUGAAAUGUUGGAGGGGAGUUGAAACAAACAAGAAAACCCUCAAACAUCUUGCCUCUGAAGGAGUUUUUCCUCAAAUACUGUUCUGUAAUUUUAGCAAGCUGAUGUCAGAGACUUGUGAACAAUUAUGCAAAACACCCACAAGCGGUUAUUUCUGCUAAAGGGGUCAACACUUGUUUCUGAAGCUGCAAAAAUAUUAAAUCUAUUGAUGUUUUUGCUCAAAAAAUGAUGGAAAAACUCAAUUUCUUGUGGUGUUGGCCAGGUAUAUCACCUUUACCUGUGUUUCAAAGAAGAUCAAAUGUUUGCUUGUCCAGAUAUGUCAAAGAACUCAACAGCGUCCAUGGGAUGCAACUUGGAAAAAGUGGGUUAUAAUUCAUAAAAAAGUCAAUUAUCAUCAUCAAAUAGGUCACAUCAGAGCAAAAUACUGUUUUUAUUUGACACAUUGAGGCAUUGAUGGAAGGAAUAUGCAGGCACAUAAUGUAUAUUUAUCAUGGAAUAUAAUCAAAAAACAUUUAAGACAUGGUUUCUUACACGGAUGAUCGCUUUUGUGAGAACAACCAAGAUAGCACAGUCCCUUACAUGAUUUAUGACUUUUAUAUGACAUGUACAUAAGCAGCCAAGCUUUUUUAUGCAUUAUGGAACAAAGUCACCAUGCAGAUCCAAACACAGGUACAAGAAUGUUAAAGGGUUGUUGGAACGAAUCCUGUAUAGUGCUGAAUUUGGAAUACAGACAUUUUAUGUUUAUGCA